UCCUCUUCUUCUUUUCUAUUUUUCACGGCUGCUUCCAUUAUCAGAAGACAACAGAGAGGAGAGAAACGAUGAAUACACACGGAAACGAAGAGCAUGAUGAAGAUAGAGAGGAGAAUGAGAACGGAGAAGAAGAAGUUUACUUAAAUGAAGAAGAUAUUCUUGAAGAAAUCAAUGUUGAUGAAGAAGAUCUUCCCGAAGCUGAUGAAGAUAUGGGUUCAGAUCCUGAUGAAGACGAACCAGAUGAUUCCAUGCACAUAUUCACAGGCCAUACUGGUGAAUUAUACACGGUGGCUUGUAGUCCUACUGAUGCAACCCUAGUGGCAACUGGAGGGGCAGAUGACAAAGGAUUUCUAUGGAAGAUGGGUGUUGGAGAUUGGGCUCAAGAACUCCAAGGUCAUAAAGAUUCCGUGUCCACUUUAGCCUUCAGUAUAGAUGGACAGUUGCUUGCCACAGGAAGCUUGGAUGGAACUAUUCAAGUGUGGGACAUGCCUUCGGGUAGUCUCAAGUGUACACUUGAUGGUCCUGGAGGAGGAAUUGAGUGGGUCAGGUGGCAUCCAAGAGGACAUGUAGUCUUGGCUGGGUCAGAGGAUGGCACUGUUUGGUUAUGGAACGCUGAUAGAAAUGCGUAUCUUAAUAUGUUCUCUGGUCAUGCUAGCAGUGUUACUUGUGGUGAUUUUACCCCUGAUGGUAAAACAAUCUGUACCGGUUCUGAUGAUGCAUCACUAAGAGUUUGGAACCCUAAAACCGGAGAGAACUUGCACGUUAUUAGUGGUCAUCCAUAUCAUACCGAAGGUUUGACAUGCUUAGUUAUCAGCUCAGAUUCCAGUCUCGCUAUUACAGGGUCGACUGAUGGCUCUGUUCACAUAGUGAACUUAAUAACUGGAAAGGUGAUUAAUUCUCUGCUAUCUCACACUGAAUCGGUUGAGUGCAUUGGCCUUUCCCCCAGCCACCCUUUUGCUGCAACUGGUGGCCUUGAUCAGAAACUCAUCAUUUGGGACCUGCAACGAUCAACUGUACGCUUAUCAUGUGAUCAUGAGGAUGGUGUAGCUUGCUUGGUAUGGCUAGGAUCAUCUAGGUAUGUGGUUACCGGAUGUCUAGAUGGUAAAGUACGAGUAUGGGAUAGCCUCUCAGGGGAAAGUGUGAAGACAUUCAACGGUCAUUCUAAUGCCAUUCAGUCCCUGUCUCCCUCUGCAAAUUUAGAUUUCCUAGUUUCUGUUUCUAUCGAUCAAACUGCUAGAGUAUUUGAAAUUGCCGAGUUCAAACAGUGAAAUAGGUAAAUCUACAUGUAUACUGUCAAAUAGGUGUUUAUGUUUGGUUAAUCAACACUUUAUAUAAGUAAUACAUUUUAUUACUCUUGCAAGCA
Messenger RNA from Papaver somniferum (opium poppy), 1363 nucleotides. RefSeq names its product angio-associated migratory cell protein-like. Bases 69 to 1268 code for a protein of 399 amino acids. Gene Ontology annotation, molecular function: protein binding. The transcript is spliced from 11 exons. NCBI's taxonomy places the organism in Eukaryota, Viridiplantae, Streptophyta, Magnoliopsida, Ranunculales, Papaveraceae. The record is from RefSeq and is a predicted model, not a curated record.